Molecule: messenger RNA, 1263 nt
Organism: Lichtheimia ornata
Lineage: Eukaryota; Fungi; Mucoromycota; Mucoromycetes; Mucorales; Lichtheimiaceae
Exons: 8
Coding region: 1-1263 (420 amino acids)
Biological process (GO): protein phosphorylation; intracellular signal transduction
Cellular component (GO): cytoplasm
Molecular function (GO): ATP binding; protein serine/threonine kinase activity
Source: RefSeq, a predicted model, not a curated record
AUGAAAUCGCCUCCUGAUUCGCCUGCAUUAAGCCCUCGCCCUGCAUCGGUUGUCGUUGAGACACUAGGCGCUAAAACGUCAGAGACAAAGGAGGGAUUACCUCAGAUCAACCAGUAUAUUUUGAAGAAAGAGAUCGGCCGUGGCGCGUUUGGAACAGUGCAUUUGGGUGUUGACAAGAACACUGGCAAUGAAUAUGCCAUCAAGGAAUUCAGCAAGCAGCGCUUACGUAGGAGAGAACAGUCUGCCAUGCUCCGUCGACCAGGUGGACUUCGGGGAAGGGGUAGGGGCUUUGGACCCCGUGUUCCAAGACAUGCUCAGAGUAGCGGCAAUCCCUUGGAUCUCGUACGAACUGAGCUCGCUAUUCUAAAGAAGCUCAAUCAUCCACAUGUGGUGAGACUAUUUGAAGUAUUGGAUGAUCCAGAUAACGAUUCGCUUUAUAUGGUAUUCGAGAUGGCACACAAGGGCGUGCUCAUGGAUGUAGAGGCAGGUGGAACUGUAACUCCUUAUUCAGAAGAGAUGGCGCGUCAUUUUUUUAGAGACAUGAUCCUUGGAAUUGAAUAUCUACACUAUAGCAAUAUCGUUCAUCGCGAUAUCAAGCCGGACAAUUUGCUUUUAUCUCAGGAUGGUGUUUUAAAGUUUGUAGAUUUUGGCGUUUCGGAAAUGUUUCAAAAGGACAAUGAUCUGUUGAAGAAAUCAGCAGGAAGUCCAGCUUUCAUGGCUCCAGAAUUAUGCACAGCAAAUCAUGGUGAAGUAUCGGGAAAAGCUGCAGAUAUCUGGUCUAUGGGUGUUACGCUUUACUGUUUGGUUUAUGGCCGUCUUCCUUUCAUCAGCACCAAUUUUAUCGAGCUCAAUUCUAAAAUUUGCCAUGACCCUGUGGAAUACGAUAAGAGUACAAACCCAGAACUUGUCAUGCUUCUACAAAAGUUAUUGGAGAAGGAUCCUGAAAAGCGGAUUUCUAUAUCGGAGCUGCGGGUGGAUCCCUGGGUGACGAAACAUGGACAAGAACCAUUGAUUUCAGAAGAAGAGAACAAUGCUGCUAUGGUCACUGAAGUCACUGAAGAAGAAAUCAGCAGAGCCAUAUCCAAGAUCGUUCCUGUGUUCAUGGUGAUGAAGGCUGUAAGCAAAUUCAAGCGGCAUUCAAGAUCAAUGUCACAACAAUCCCUCAGUAAGGUGAUGGAUAAGCCUUCUUCCCAGGAGAGUAGCGACAGCGAUGACAUCGAACACCUAAAGACAGAGACCGAGAGCUUGCAUAUUUCAUCUUAA